UUCCCAAGCGGAGUUUCCACGACAGCUGGAAGCCGAGCGGCUAAGGCGCAUCGCUUCUUUGCUAAAAUAUUCUGAAAUAGCCGGACUUCUGCUCGUCUCAGCUCCUUCCAGAUUAACCCUGGUCUGGCAUGGGCGACAAGAGGAGCCCCACAAGGCCGAAGCGUCAACCGAAGCCCUCCUCCGACGAGGGGUUUUGGGACUGCAGUGUGUGCACCUACAAGAACACGGCGGAGGCUUUUAAGUGCAUGAUGUGUGAUGUCAGGAAGGGGACAUCAACAAGGAAGCCUCGCCCCGUCUCCCAGCUCGUCUCUCAGCAGCAGGUAACGCAGCAGUUCGUGUUGCCGUCGCAACCCAAAAAGGAGAAGAAGGAGAGAGUCGAGAGGGACAAGAGCGAACGGGAGACGACGCAGAAAAAGAACAGUCACAAGAAGAUGAGGCCAAGAUUAAAAAACAUCGACCGCAGCAGCGCUCAGCACCUUGAGGUGACGGUUGGUGACCUCACAGUCAUCAUAACGGACUUUAAGGAGAAGGCCAAGCCCUCGUCCACCUCCGCCACGUCCUCCAGCUCCGCCUCCAUGGCCGACCACCACAGUCAGAACGGCUCCGGCUCGGAAAACACAGAGAGGGGCCUCUCCCGCUCCUCCUCACCCCGAGGAGAAGGCAGCUCGGUCAACGGGGAAUCCCACUGAGUCCCUCAGAUCCGUCGCUCACGGCCUCCACCCACGUCUCAUCUGCAGAGCUGCAAGAGGAUUUUAUUUUAUUUUUUUCAGCUCAGCAGCGCCUCGUCAGUUGAAAACAAUUCCACAUCCAUGAAAUUUAGCAUUUGGGAUGAAUCGAUUUAUUUUAAAUCGCGUACAAUUCCUUACGUUUGAGUACUUGCUGAUACUGAGUACCGAUACAAGUACUCAUAAAUGCCAUUACACUUGAGAGUUACUUUGAAAAUGUGUCUAAGAGUCCGAGCAGCUGGCUGUUUGUGUUACCUUCUUAAGCCAAGCCAGGACAGCAAUAGUCUAGUCCAGUAGCGCCUGUUGGUGGAGCGCGGACUCAGAUCUGUAAUUCCCAGUGUCCUCGUCUGUAGCAGGUAGAGCGUGGUGUUCCAGCAGGUCUGCACAUCCUGGUGGAGUCUUUUGGCUGGUUGAGCUGCCGAAUAAAGGAGAGAGAGCCCAUGUCACGUCAAAGCCCUCCCUCCCAUUUUUUUAAAAAGAGACACUCUGCUCGCUCCCUCAC
Nematolebias whitei (Rio pearlfish) is the source of this 1227-nucleotide messenger RNA. It is a transcript of the gene yaf2, whose product is annotated as YY1 associated factor 2. The transcript has 4 exons. Gene Ontology annotation, cellular component: nucleus. Gene Ontology annotation, molecular function: transcription coregulator activity; DNA binding. Lineage: Eukaryota; Metazoa; Chordata; Actinopteri; Cyprinodontiformes; Rivulidae. Gene Ontology annotation, biological process: positive regulation of DNA-templated transcription. Bases 129 to 689 code for a protein of 186 amino acids. The record is from RefSeq and is a predicted model, not a curated record.